Cladocopium goreaui is the source of this 527-nucleotide messenger RNA. The record is from the annotation of a GenBank genome assembly. Lineage: Eukaryota; Dinophyceae; Suessiales; Symbiodiniaceae.
UGCUUCAUGGACUAAUCCAUCCAGAUACUUCGAUAAUAUCAGUGCCUUCAACACCGAGAACAUCAAAUUCUGCAACGAAACCCGCCUGAUGAACAGCAAGGCCAUGGAGCAAUACGCUCGUGUCACUGGAGAUUGGGAUGGCAUUGACAAUAGUUCUGGAACGGUGGUGGGCAAGUGCUUCCAAGGACACUAUUGGUUUGCCCCUGUCUGCCGGGCCAACCCUAUGACUUGCUAUCCAGUCAUUACAGCAGGUCCCGGCUACGCCUAUGAGCAUUUCAUGCAAAGGGCUGCAGUGUUCAACAUGCCAGUGGUGAUGGUGGUGGCCAAGCUUUGGAGUGAUUAUAUAGCAUUACCCACCCAGGUCAAGUCAUCCUUCUAUUGGUGGGAGCCUGACCCCACCUUUCUGUCGCUGGACGCGCAUAAAAUGAUUUACCCGGACUUUGAUUCUUCAGCCCAUCGCGCAGGAAUCUUGACGACCGAUUACGAAGCCGUGAGUAUCGACAAGUAUGCAAGUGCCGACUUGAAGG